Messenger RNA from Drosophila takahashii, 2117 nucleotides. RefSeq names its product Alkaline phosphatase 4 (gene Alp4). Gene Ontology annotation, biological process: dephosphorylation. The record is from RefSeq and is a predicted model, not a curated record. Gene Ontology annotation, molecular function: alkaline phosphatase activity. NCBI's taxonomy places the organism in Eukaryota, Metazoa, Arthropoda, Insecta, Diptera, Drosophilidae.
GUGUUAGUCGCUAAUUGAGAUCCACUCGGUACAGAAUUUCGAGACGACGAAUCGUUCCGCGCAUUUUCUAAUCAAUCUCGAUGGCCUGCUGAAAGAAUCUGCGCCUCAAGCUGAGCUGUGAUAAAUAAAUCAUCAUUUGAAUAGAAAUCGCCACCGUACCGAAAAUAGUCGCCCUCAAUUGUCCGCGUUUAGUGCGUCUUUAGAGAAAUGCAUUCCCUGGUUUUAUUUGGAUUUCUUUGCGGUGGCCUGAUGGCCUUUAGUUGGGCAGCAGUCACAACCCAACCGCCUCCAUUGAUUCGAACUCUGAGCGCUGGCGGAGAUAUAGGACCUCAGUUUGAUGUGGAAAAACCCAAGGAACCCGAAGAUGCGGAAUUCUGGCACAAAGUGGGUCUGCGGCAGCUAGAGAAGACCAUUAAGCAGGCGCAAAGGGUGAAGGAGGAUUCCUACCAGAAGAAAGCGCGGAAUAUCAUCAUCUUCAUUGGGGAUGGUAUGGGAAUCUCCACAAUAAGCGCUGGUCGCAUCUACAAGGGCCAGUAUCUGAAGCACGGCCACAGCGAGGAGGAAACUCUGGUUUUCGACGACUUCCCAAACACUGGAAUGGCAAAGACCUACAAUGUGGACAAACAGGUUCCGGAUUCGGCGGGCACGGCCACGGCGAUCUUUUCGGGUUCGAAGACCCAUUACGGAGCAAUUGGAAUGGAUGCUACGCGCUCGAAGAAGAACGGCCAGCAGGGCAGGGUGCAAAGCGUCAUGGAAUGGGCACAAAAGGCGGGCAAGCGCACUGGAAUUGUCACCACCACCAGAAUCACUCAUGCCACGCCCGCUGCCACCUACGCCCACAUCUACGACCGCGAUUGGGAGUGCGAUACGGAGGUUCCCGCCGAAUCUGUGGGCAUUCAUGUGGACAUUGCUCGUCAGUUGGUGGAAAAUGCGCCGGGAAAUCGCUUUAAUGUCAUCCUCGGCGGCGGAAUGUCUCCCAUGGGCAUCCUGAAUGCCUCGGAGGUGAGGAGUACGAACUUCGAAGGACCCACCGAAACCAUUUGCAGUCGAGCUGAUAAUAGGAACCUUCCUGCCGAGUGGCUAGCUCAUCAUGCCAACGAUUCAGUGCCCGCGGCUUUGGUUCACAACCGCAGGGAUCUCCUGAAAGUAGAUGUUGAGAAAGUGGAUCACUUGAUGGGUCUGUUCCGGAACAAUCACAUCACUUACUCGGUGGCCAGGGAAGAGGGAGAGCCUUCGCUGCAGGAAAUGACCGAGACAGCGCUGGGAAUCCUGGAGAGGGGCGAUGAGUCCAAUGGUUACGUUCUCCUCGUCGAGGGAGGCCGCAUCGAUCAGGGUCACCACAUGAACUACGCCCGUGCGGCGCUCCACGAACUCUACGAAUUCGAUUUGGCCAUCCAAGCAGCCGUGAAUAACACCGAUCCCGAGGAGACUCUGAUCCUGGUGACGGCAGAUCACUCGCAUGCGGUCACUUUCAAUGGCUAUGCCCUCCGAGGAGCCGACAUCCUGGGAGCAGCCAACUCGCACGAGAAAAACGAUCCCAUGGUCUAUGAGACCAUCUCGUAUGCCAAUGGACCCGGCUAUUGGGAUCACUUGGCCAACGACUCAAGACCGCAAAACAGUUCCAAUAUGUGGAUGCCCCUGAAGCAAUUCACCGAGGAGGAGCGGGCGGCUCCCACCUACCGCCACUUGGCCACAGUUCCCAGGAAGGACGAAACGCACGGCGGCGAGGAUGUGGCCGUUUUCGCCUAUGGACCCGGUUCCAGUUUAAUUCGCGGCGUCUUCGAGCAGAACUAUCUGGCCUAUGUGAUGAGUUAUGCGGGCUGUUUGGGUCCCGCCAAGGAUUUCGAUGAUUCCUGCGAGGAUCAGAAGGAGGCGACGCAGAAACCCACCAACCAGGGCAAAAGUAGUGCCACUGUUUUAAGUGCCUCUUUGAUUGCCAUUUUGGCCACUGGCGCAGCGGCUUUUCUACGCGGUCACAUGCUGUAAUUAAUGUUGUUUCGAUUAUGUGUGUAUAUGUAAUUAAUGAUUAUAAUCUUACGAAUUGUUGAGUUGAAUGAGAGGAGGCGAGAGAAAGGAGUGAUUGUUGAUCUUUACCAAAUAGAUACACUUAAAAAGUA